Arabidopsis arenosa is the source of this 1006-nucleotide messenger RNA. The record is from the annotation of a GenBank genome assembly. Lineage: Eukaryota; Viridiplantae; Streptophyta; Magnoliopsida; Brassicales; Brassicaceae.
CCGACUGCGAUUUUAGUGACUCCGUCGUCACCACGCCUAUGUUACGUGAGUAAAUCCGACUCUUCUCCGUAGAUUUCUCCACCUCCAGGCUCUUUUGUGAAUUUGGAAAAGAUGAGUUUUGUUUUCCGGGGAAGUAGAGGAGAUUUAGAAAGUGGAUUCUCGGGUUUUAUACCCGAAAGACGAGCUAUGCGUGUUCAUGGAGCUCGACCAGUUAAUUCUAAUUCCCUCGCUUUUCUGGUUACAGUUCUUUUGCUGUUUAUGAUUCUCAAUUCACAUCAGAUGCCUCCUAAUUUCCUGCUGUGGCUUGUGCUUGGGGUUUUUUUGAUGGCAACGACACUUAGGAUGUAUGCGACUUGCCAACAACUUCAAGCUCAGGCUCAGGCUCAUGCUGCAACAGCAAGUGGCCUCUUCAGCCACACUGAGCUGAGGUUGCAUGUGCCUCCAUCCAUUGCUCUUGCUACGAGAGGGCGUCUUCAGGGACUUAGGCUCCAGCUGGCUCUUCUUGAUCGGGAGUUUGAUGACUUAGAUUAUGAAACUCUAAGAGCACUUGAUUCUGAUAAUGUUUCCACAACUUCUAUGAGCGAGGAAGAGAUAAAUGCACUUCCAGUACACAAGUACAAGACGUUGGAUCCUGAAAAUGGUUGCUCUUUGGCAAAGCAAGCAUCAACCUCAUCCUCAGCUGAGAAUAAGCAAGACUCUGUCACUGAAAGUAAAAAAGGAACAGAAGAUGAGCUCACUUGUAGUGUUUGCCUGGAACAAGUUACUGUAGGCGAAAUCGUUCGCACCUUACCUUGCUUGCAUCAGUUUCAUGCAGGAUGUAUCGAUCCCUGGUUGAGACAGCAAGGAACAUGUCCUGUCUGUAAAUUCAGAGCUCAUUCAGGAUGGCAAGAACAAGAUGAGAUCGAUGAUGAUGCUUCCGACAUGGUUUAAAAAGUUUGGAUUCCGACACUUGUUAUGUUAUUAAUGUGUGUGAGAAUUAAACCCCAAACAAAUCAUGUAAUGGUCA